GGAGCAGAGUUACCAACACUGCUACAGUUCCAUCUAUUGAGCAGCAGUUAAAAGUUAAAAUGGACUUGACUGUCCUCAGAGGAGCUUCUCAUCUUAUGUCGCCAUCGCUACUCAGCUGCCGAUAACGGCAGAUAGUUUCUUUUUUCUUCUUUUUUUUUGUAUUGUUGGUUUGUCCUUCUUGGAUUAACUUUACAACGAGGGACGACUGACAGGCAGCUACAUCGGACUCAAGGAUGGAGACGUUGUUUUACCUGCUCGCCUUCGCCUUGGCCCGGCUGUCUUGGGGUCUCGGAUACGCGGAGCCCGCCGUCCAUAGUGGCCAGAGGGCGGCUAGCAGACACAGGAACUGGUGUGCAUAUGUGGUGACCCGCACUGUUAGCUGUGUGAUGGAGGAUGGCGUGGAGACAUAUAUCAAACCAGACUACCAACGCUGUACCUGGGGCCAGUGUCCUCGAGUGGCGUACCGGACAUACAGGAGGCCGAGGUACAAGGUGGCUUACAAGAUGGUGACAGAAAUGGAGUGGAGAUGUUGCCAUGGAUACUCAGGGGAGGACUGUCACGAUGGGCCAGUCAACGCAGGGCGACCCAGUGUCACACAGGCAGGCUCCACGCAAGGCGGCGGACAGAGUGGAAAUGGUGACAGUGAAAAGGUUAGACAGCUGGAAGAAACCAUCAACGGCCUUACCAAAGACGUCCACAACAUACAGACCUCCAUUCAUGAUCUAAACCAGAAGUUUUCAGUACUAAAUGGAGCUAUUGUGCCAGCUGAUUCUGCCCAGCCACACAUGAAGGAAACGAUCAACGACAUCCACACCAAACUGGACCAUUUGUAUAAUAGGACACAGGUCCAUGAUCAGACCCUGCACAACAUUAACAACCACUUAGAGAACGGAGGCGGUAAUGACCUGGACGGAGCCGUUAUAGGUGGAGGAGGACACCGGGGGAAUCAUAUGAACACACUCAAGGAACAAAUACUGACAGAGCUAGAGAGAAGGGUGACUCUAUCCUGCUCUGCUUGCCAGGCUGGUGUGGAGGACUUGAGGCGGCAGCAGGAGGAGGACAGAGAAAGAGUAAGAGCCCUGGAGAAGCUGAUCAGCUCCAUGGACCAACAUUUUAGGCAGAGCCUGCAAAUCAUUCGCAGUGAGACGGAAGAGUCCCGGGCGUGCUGCAACACAGUCACUGAGCUGGAGAAGAGAUUGUCAGAUCUGAAUGGCCAAGUCACCUCCACUGCCAGCAAGUGUGACACCAUUAAAGGGCGACUGGAUAAGGAGCUGACUGGAAGCGGGGGAGGAAAGGGAAGGGUGACAGAGGACAGGAUGAAUGGCAAACUGAGAGAGUUGGAGAAGAGGGUGAACAACACAGUGAGAAAAACAGAGCAAAGGUGUACUAACACUGGCAACAAUCUGAAGGACAGUGUCCAAAGAGAUGUUACACAGCUACGAAACAUGGUACUCAGUCAGCUGGAUGAUCAUAGCUUCAAAAUCGGAAAGCUAGAGCUCGAUGUGGCUGUUCUUGGAGACACUGUUACCGACCACAGUCGACGUUUAAGCCAGCUAGAGAAUGUCACAACCUUCAUUGACAGACGUUUAAUAGUGACUACAAAAAUGUGUAAUGACACUUGUGGGCUCAACGGAAAAGACCAUCAGACUGAAGACACUGUAAAAACCUUAGAAUGGAGGGUUGUGGCCAACCAAGGAGAAAUCCAGAAAUUUAACACAAGAUUAAACGAUUUGUCUGUGUCAGGUGACUCACUGGCAGACAGGAUCAUAAACUUAACAGACGAUGUCAAAAAGAUAAUUGCUGUCACAGGCAAGGACGGUGAGAACUUCAACAGGAUAGUCACGGAAGUUGAAACACUGAGCCAAGAUUGGGAGGACUGUUCUAUUUGCAGCAAUGUGGAGGAAGACUUACGUUUGCUGGCCAACUCCACCACAACAGGCCUCAACAAGUGUCAGACCGAGCUGAACGAUGUGCGCAGAAAGGUGGACUCAGGAGAAACAGUGUGCUCUCAGGUGUGCUCAAACCUCCAAGAAGAGGUGGGGCUGCUCAGAGAGGAAGUGGAGAAGAGCAGUGAACAGUGUAAAAUCAACAUCAAUGAUGUGAGGAAUCGCUUAGACGGUCACACUGACCACAAUGGAAGAUUAGGAGGAGAUCUGAAGUCCAUCCAAGGGGAACUAUCUAAGGUCAUGGUCACAUUCCGCUCCAUUAAUGACACUCUGAAGGGCAUGGAUACAACCAUCCAGACACAUGGGUACACACUCGAUGAUCUGACUGACACUAAGGACAAGAUUGAUUCUGAGGUGGACGAUUUGAAGAAUGAUCUGGCUGAGCAUGUAGAUGAUUCAAGCAUUCGAUUUGGCAGCCUUGGCAAAGACAUUGAAUUGAUCAGGAGUAACUAUGUGACGGACGUCGGGGAGUGUCGGCGAGCGAGCGAUGGCCUGGAACGCCGUUUUUCAAAGUUAGAGGGACUGUGUGGACGCUUCGACUCUUUUUCGGACAGUUUGCAGAGGAUCAAGGAGGGUCUGAAUCAACAAGUGUCUGUGCUGUGGAGCUGUGUCAAUGGACUCAAUGUAACUGUCACGUCCCAAGGAUAUCUUAUCGAUAAUAUCCAGAAUGUCCAGCUGGAGAAAGUCCACUCUAGAAUACACAGGCUGAACUCAUCUCUGCUGGACUUGACUAAGGAGUUCCAUGAUUUCAUAAGACAGGAUUUCAUGGGUCCACCUGGUCUACCAGGCCCCAAAGGAGAGCGAGGGCUGCCUGGACCCCAGGGAGCUGUGGGGCCCCAAGGAAAGGUGGGGCCUCAGGGGGAACAGGGCAAGCAAGGACCAGCCGGACCCCCAGGCCUCAGAGGUGAACAGGGUCUUGCAGGCUCUGACGCCCAUGUGCCACGACUUUCGUUUUCCGCAGCACUCACUCGGCCGAUGAGGGGCGUAGGAACCAUUGCAUUCAACGAAGUAUUUGUCAAUGAAAAUGGUGUCUAUAACCCUCGAACAGGUUAUUUCACAGCUCCAGUGAGAGGGAGGUACUUUUUCAGUGCAAUCCUGACCGGCCAUAAGAACUUGAAGAUCGAGGCGGUGCUGUCCAAAUCCAACACCGGUGUGGCUCGUGUUGACUCAGCAGGAUAUCAACCAGAAGGCCUGGAAAAGCCUAUGGCGGAAGCAAAGCACAUCCCUGGAGCUCUGGCGGUCUUCAACAUCAUCCUGCCCAUGGAGGCAGGGGAUACGGUCUGUGUCGACCUGGUCACCGGCAAGCUGGCCUACUCGUCGGAACCCUUGACCAUCUUCAGUGGGAUGUUGGUGUAUGAGACCAUCUGAUUGGAUGGACAUUGGUGGCUUUUCCAGAACUCUUUUAUUCCUGUUGUUUGUUUAAAGACAUGCAAUCAGGCAAAAAUAAUCCAAGAAGGUCUCUUGAGAGGAUACAAGGGUUCUUUCAGGGAAUUGCAUAUUUUCAUAACUUAAAUAAACAUGCUUCCGCUUUUAAACCAAUCAUUUGUGCUUUGCAGCUUUAAAGAGACACUGUUUUUCAAAAAGACAUUGUGGUCUUGAUCUCAAUUACAAAAGUCACUUCUUGGUUAUCUAACAAAUCCAUAUUUCUUGCCGGAAACUUGAAUAUUAGUUUGUGAUAUCGUAGCCCCCAGGUGUUUAAAAUGAAAAGAAAGAAUGGGGGAUAAAAUAUUAAGCACAUGGGGUUCUUUGAGUUUCUGUGUUUGAGGUAGCAUAUCAUUGUUCAGGUUUUUACCAUGUUCACAGACAUUUUUCUCUCUAAUGACUGCUAUUUUUUCAGUGCUGACAUUUUCGGUUUAACCACAAGCUGAUUCCGAGAAACAUGAUGCAAGGAAGCCCACUGUCCUCGAAAAAUGCAGAGAGAAAUAAGUGGGAAUGUGACAGUUUAAACCACUUUUCUUUGUGGGAAGAGCAAAAGUAAAGUUGUCCACAGUUCAUGCGGUGGAGACCACAGGAUGAGACAUGGAGGAAAGAGCAGGCCAGCCGGGAGAAAAGAUGGGAAUUGUUUCUGUGUUCUAGUGAGGAAUUUGGUGCGCAUCAUCUAAUCAUUCAAACAAAACAAAACAUUCCAAAAAGUAAUUAAGUUACCCAAAAAAUACAUUCAACAACUACUAAAACAUGCUUUCAUAAUUUGCUUUUGCAUAAAUAAGAGGUCUUAUGGGUAAGCUAUUGUAUGAGCAUUAAAAGUAUUCAUGCCAAUCAAUGCAUUCUGUUGCAAAUUAAUAUUUUCCCUUGAUAGAAACACCCUCUUAUUAUUCAUUGUUGACAAUGGGAUUUUUUUUUUUAUAGAAUUGUACACUCGAGAAGGAAUGUAAAUAUUUUUAAACAUUUUAUCAUGUAAUAUUUUUACGUGCUUCCACUUCACCUUGCAAGGUACUGUAUAUGUUUUUGGAUGUUUUGUAAUAUGUUUGGCAAAUACAAGAUACACACUUUAAACAGGGA
Messenger RNA from Phycodurus eques (leafy seadragon), 4445 nucleotides. It is a transcript of the gene emilin1a, whose product is annotated as elastin microfibril interfacer 1a. Gene Ontology annotation, molecular function: protein binding. NCBI's taxonomy places the organism in Eukaryota, Metazoa, Chordata, Actinopteri, Syngnathiformes, Syngnathidae. The transcript has 12 exons. Bases 234 to 3314 code for a protein of 1026 amino acids. The record is from RefSeq and is a predicted model, not a curated record.